GCGGCAACGAAUCGGCGCGGAUUCCUGCCCUCCGAACCCCACAGAAGCGGAGACAGGCUCUGCGCUAGUGUUUUGCCCGCACGAAAUGCCGAUAUGUACCUCAGUAACCAAGGAAGUACCAAAGUAUCCAACGAGCUCUCUGGCAAAGUACGGUCGAUAAUAUACCCCACUACAACCCCGCCAUGGACUGCAUAGAGACAAUAAGUACUCAAUCAUCCACCGCUGCCGCACUCGAGCUGCUAAUCUAUCGAAAGAAACAACAACCCAUCAUUUCCACCGCUUCCGACACUCAAUGGCCACCCAGACACAGCUAUCACACCUCCGCGCCCAGUCAGCGAUAGACUGCGACACGCUCGACGUUUCCGUCGCGGAGGCCCUGGGGCCCUUCGCCGACUGCACCUCGAACCAAGCGAUAGCGCUCGGCGAGCUGACCAAGCCCGCAAACGCCCCGGUCCUCACCGCUGCUGCGACGAUCGCGCUCUCGCACCCAUCGCCGACACCCACACUCGUCUCCGAAAUCGCCUCAUGCCUCCUCUCCGCGCGGAUCCUUCCCCACCUGACCGGGUACGUGCACACGCAGACGAACCCGCUGCACGCCUUCAGCACCUCCGACACGGUGGCGGACGCGCGGCGCAUCGUGAGCAUCUACGCGACGCUGUCCCCGUCGAUCACGCGCGAGCGCGUGUGCAUCAAGAUCCCGUCGACGUGGGAGGGCCUGCAGGCGUGCCGCAUCCUCGAGGCGGAGGGGAUCCGCACGCUCGCGACGACGCUGUUCACGCUCGUGCAGGCGAAGAUGGCCGCGCGCGUCGGAUGCACGUAUGUCGCGCCGUACGUCAACGCGCUGAGAGUGCACUUCGAGGAGGGCUACGUGGAUGCCCAUCCCGGCUUCGAGAUCGCGGUUGCCGCGCAGAAGUGGUACGAGGUCGUCGGCGCGAAGACGCAGGUGCUCGCGGCGAGCUUUGUUGCGCCGCACGAGGUGAUGCGGCUUGCCGGGUUAAAACAUGUUACCGUCUCCCCGCCGCUGUUGGCCGGGUUUAGUCAGGAGGCGUUCGUGCACGGACAGGCGCAGAGUUUGGUCGACGCAUGGGCCGAAAGCGUGCAGGAGACGGAAAUGGGCGAGCUAUUGACCGAAUCCCAGUGGAGGCUGGAACUCAAUCGCGAGGAUGCCGGGCGCGGCGCGCUGAAGCUCGUUGACGCGAUCAACAUCUUUUCGGAUGUGCAGGAGAAGCUGGAUGCGUUGUGUGCGGGCGCGCUGGAGACGGUGAGGGCUGCGGCGUGACUCUGCGGUGCGGUGCCGUGUUCCGGUGAAUGAGUGCGCUCGAUAGCAAUUGCAGUUAUAUCAACGCGUACAUAACUAUUUCGCCACAUGGUUUCAAGCGCAGUCGUGCUUGGGCGGGACUGUCACGGCA
This is a messenger RNA of Tricharina praecox, 1409 nucleotides long. RefSeq names its product transaldolase. The record is from RefSeq and is a predicted model, not a curated record. NCBI's taxonomy places the organism in Eukaryota, Fungi, Ascomycota, Pezizomycetes, Pezizales, Pyronemataceae. Bases 293 to 1279 code for a protein of 328 amino acids. Gene Ontology annotation, molecular function: transaldolase activity. The transcript has a single exon. Gene Ontology annotation, biological process: pentose-phosphate shunt, non-oxidative branch; carbohydrate metabolic process. Gene Ontology annotation, cellular component: intracellular anatomical structure.